UAAAAUACUUCAAUAGUAAGGCUUCAUCACAUUUCGUACGAAAACAAAACACCUAUCUCUCUCUCUCUCUCUCUCUCUCUCUCUCUCAAGUCUUUUUGAUUGCUCGAGAUAAUAACAACUCUGUUCUAUUGAAUAGAAUUCCCUCACUCUGUUACGAUUUACGCGAAGAAUUAACCAUUAUCUUCAACAGCUUUCUAAUCAUCAUUGCGGAAUUUGUCGCCGAUUUUUGGCUGUAAACAUAGAUAAGAUCUUCUUCUACUGGUGGAUGGACUGAAAGCUUUCGGAUUUGCAGUGGAGAUGGAUUCCGACCAACGGAGUCGAUCUGCAUCUUAUUACAGUAUUCUUGGCGUUGAUAAGAAUUCCUCAAUCACUAAAAUACGAAGCGCUUACCGGAAGCUUGCCAUGCAAUGGCAUCCAGACAGGUGGACGAGAAAUCCGUCGGUGUUAGGAGAAGCGAAGCGUAAAUUCCAGCAAAUCCAGGAGGCCUAUUCCGUUUUAUCGGAUCGGAGGAAAAGAACAAUGUACGAUGCUGGCUUAUAUGACCCGGACGACGUAGACGAACAAGAUGAGGGAUUCGUGGAUUUCUUACAGGAAAUGGUAUCGUUAAUGGCGGACGUUGAGAGAGAGGAGAAAGAUUACAGUAUGGAGGAGCUGCAGCAAAUGUUCGUGGAGAUGGCUCAAGGGUACGACAGCUGUUCCACAUGGUACGGUGGGCCCUCCUCAUUCUUCCAAUUAGAUGAAGAAGAAAAUAAAGACUCUUCUUGUAGACACUUGAAUAAGAGGGCAAGAUUGGAUUCCUCCAAACCGACGGUGGAGAAAGACUCUUACGUACACGCGUCAGGUUUAGAGACAUUUGAGAGGACGAGUUUUGCCAACUAGCCAACCCUCGUUCUUAGAAUUGUAGUGGACUUGUGAGUAGCUUUGGAUCUUUUCAAGUGGCGGAAAGAGAGGAAAGGAUUUUGUUUUUUUGGUUGUGUGUUUUCUUCCACGAUGGCUACCUAGCUUCUUGAUAUAGAAUUUGUGUAUAGGUCGGCAAGACGUUGAACAAGUGCUUGUACAAAUUAAGUGCUUUUAAUUUGGACAUCAUUCUCAUC
Molecule: messenger RNA, 1094 nt
Organism: Macadamia integrifolia
Lineage: Eukaryota; Viridiplantae; Streptophyta; Magnoliopsida; Proteales; Proteaceae
Product: chaperone protein dnaJ 6-like
Exons: 5
Coding region: 298-879 (193 amino acids)
Source: RefSeq, a predicted model, not a curated record